UUCCAGGACUGACCUGAAGUUCACCACCCCAGAGGAGAGUUAAACAUUUUAUGGUUAAAAGUCUCCCAAGCACCAAGGCAGAGCAUCAUGAGGAGUCUCCUGGACAUUUUGCUGGGGCUUUUGUGCUCCCAGGUUUGCUGUGUGAGCGGAAUACAGGUGGAGCAGAGUCCUUCGGCCCUGAGUCUCCAGGAGGGAGCCAGUUCCACGCUGUGGUGCAAUUUUUCUACCUCUAUAAACAACCUGCAGUGGUUUCGUCAAAAUCCCGGAGGACGCCUCAUCACCCUGUUUUACGUUCCUUCGGGGACAAAGCGGAAUGGAAGAUUAAAUGCCACGACAGUCGCUAACGAGCGCCACAGCUCACUGCACGUUUCUUCUUCCCAGACCACAGACUCAGCCGUGUAUUACUGCGCGGUGGGGCCACAGCGCUCCCGGGACACCUGCAGCCUGUGCAGGAACCUCCCGGGCUCCGCCCUUCCCUCAGCCACAGCGCCACACAGGCCCUCGGCAGCACGUGCACAGCUUAGCAUUUUUUCCUGCUUCGGUAGAGAUUUAAGCGCAGGGGUGAGUGGCCAACAGCGGGAAAAAAGUGACCAGCAGCAGGUGAAACAAGGGUCUCAGUCUUUGGUGCUCCAAGAAGGAGAGAUCUCCAUUCUGAACUGUUCUUAUGAGAACAGCGCAUUUUAUUACUUCCCAUGGUACAAGCAAUACCCUGGUAAAGGCCUUGAAUUAAUAGCAGGCAUACGAUCAGUUGAAAAUAAAAAUGAAGUUGGAAGAUUCACAACCUUCUUCAAUAAAAGUGAGAAACGUUUCUCUUUGCACAUCGCUGCUUCCCAGCCCGGAGACUCAGCCACCUACUUCUGUGCAGCAAGCGCACAGUGCUCUCCACACACCUGCAGCCUGACCCAAACCUGCAGACAGGGCCCCGGCCGACCUCGCUGUGGGUAG
Messenger RNA from Tupaia belangeri chinensis (Chinese tree shrew), 945 nucleotides. RefSeq names its product T-cell receptor alpha chain V region CTL-L17. The record is from RefSeq and is a predicted model, not a curated record. Bases 88 to 945 code for a protein of 285 amino acids. Lineage: Eukaryota; Metazoa; Chordata; Mammalia; Scandentia; Tupaiidae. The transcript is spliced from 3 exons.